Molecule: messenger RNA, 1047 nt
Organism: Melanotaenia boesemani (Boeseman's rainbowfish)
Lineage: Eukaryota; Metazoa; Chordata; Actinopteri; Atheriniformes; Melanotaeniidae
Gene: calm2a
Product: calmodulin 2a (phosphorylase kinase, delta)
Exons: 6
Coding region: 137-586 (149 amino acids)
Molecular function (GO): calcium ion binding
Source: RefSeq, a predicted model, not a curated record
GAUAGCCGUUAAAGGCGAGUCCAGUUGUCUGCUACUCAGUGUGUUCAGUUGUCAGUGCAUAUACUACUAUUGAGUGCUGGGCUGUAAAGGAGAAGCUUUGGGAUAAUUACCGUGAAGCAGUUAACUUGACUUCGAAAUGGCUGAUCAGCUUACAGAAGAGCAGAUUGCUGAGUUCAAGGAGGCAUUUUCACUCUUUGACAAGGAUGGAGACGGUACCAUCACCACCAAAGAGCUGGGCACAGUCAUGCGCUCUCUGGGUCAGAACCCCACAGAGGCAGAGCUGCAGGACAUGAUCAAUGAAGUGGAUGCUGAUGGAAAUGGAACAAUAGACUUCCCUGAGUUCCUAACUAUGAUGGCCAGGAAGAUGAAGGACACAGACAGCGAGGAGGAGAUUAGGGAAGCAUUCCGUGUUUUUGAUAAGGAUGGCAACGGCUACAUUAGUGCUGCUGAGCUGCGCCAUGUGAUGACGAACCUUGGAGAGAAGCUGACCGACGAGGAAGUGGAUGAGAUGAUCAGAGAAGCAGACAUUGAUGGAGAUGGACAAGUUAACUAUGAAGAGUUCGUACAAAUGAUGACGGCGAAGUGAAGGCCUUGUACAGAUUUCGUAUAUAAUUUGCCUUUUCUUUGUGUAAUUUAUCUGUAAAAUCUUAAUUGCCCCCCAUUCGUCCCUGCCCCCUUCUGCUGUCCAAAGGAACUGCAUGUAAACUGCAUACGCUCUUGUCCCCAUGUCCCUUUCUUUUGCUGUCAUGGUGUUUUGGAGUGACGGAACGGUCAUACAACCAGAUGCCCAUGGAGGCCCCUGGGAGCCAGAGAACUUCGAAUCUUCCUGUCAAGUGUGCUCGGGGCCCCUCCACGGCUGGUGACAUUGGAAACCUGUCAGCUGGUUGUCACUUGGCAACACUGUUGGCAUGGAAGCAAUGUAGAGGAGUUGAAACUCUGCAUGGACUAUGGACAAAGUAUAUAUGGAAAUCUCAGCAUUGCACUACUGCAAAAAAAAUGACACGGGUGUAUCUCCUUGGUACUCGUACAAACUCUUUUUGUAUCUGC